Molecule: messenger RNA, 7324 nt
Organism: Octopus bimaculoides (California two-spot octopus)
Lineage: Eukaryota; Metazoa; Mollusca; Cephalopoda; Octopoda; Octopodidae
Product: myotubularin-related protein 13
Cellular component (GO): cytoplasm; membrane
Molecular function (GO): guanyl-nucleotide exchange factor activity
Source: RefSeq, a predicted model, not a curated record
GUAUGUCCCUGUGUAUGUGUAUCUCUAGCGUCAACGAACAGUCGAUUCCAUCGAAACCUUUUACAGUCAGUAGCGGCAGUAAUAAUACUGACAGUCAGUAAGUCAGCAGCAGCAGUUGUAGUAACUGCAACUGUAGCAUCAUUAAUAACAUAAGUAGUAUCUUCAGUACUAUCAGCUGUAGUGCAGUGUCUGUCAUCAUCAUCAGCAUCAAUAGCAGCAGUAGUGCUGUAUAUCCUUAGUAGCAGCAUUUGUAGUAUCUCUAAUUGUAGCAUCAACAUUAGCAACAUUUUUAUAAGCAGCAGUAGAACCCCUGAUAGCAGUAGUAAUGCAGUCGAACCCAUGGUAGCAGCGGCAGUAACAGUGCAGUAGAAACCCUGGUAGUAGCAGUAAUAGUGCAGUAGUAUCGCCUCCCCCCGGCAUCAGCGGCAAUAGUAUCAGUAGUAGCAACAAGAUGGCGACCAUGUAAUGGCUUUAGCUAGUCGGAGUAUAAAGUCUUGGAGCUAGAUGUCAUGUCUCGUCUGGCUGACUACUUCGUCGUUGUUGGAUAUGAUCACGAAAAAGAACGGAGUGGAGUCAGCUGUGGCAAAACCCUCCAGCGCUUUCCUGAAAAUGACUGGGAUGACUGCCCAUAUACCCAAGGGGUAGAAUUGUUUUGUCAGCCAGCAGGAUGGCAGUUAUCAACACAAAGAUUGCAGCCCACAUUUUUUGCAGCUGUGUUGACAGACAUUGAUGCUGACAGACAUUAUUGUGCAUGCAUGACAUUCAAUGAAGCAGUUGCCAUGACACCCACCAAACCAGAUGAUGAAGAGGAAGAACAAGAUGGUUCAGGCUUGGUGCAUCAUUCAUUGAUGUUUGCUCCUAAAACCAUCCUGCUUGUUUCUCGAAUGAAUAACUUUGAGGCUUUAAAGAACUGUCUUGGCAUCAUAUAUACUGUGUUUAUUGAAAAUUUACAAUAUAGUUUGGAAACUAUAAUUGGCAAUAUUUUGGGCUGUGUGCAUGUUCCGCCUUCUGGUGGUCCUCAGGUCCGUUUCUCAAUUGGUGGUGGUGAUCGACAAGCUUUGCAACCUCCACUAAGUAAUACUAUUCCUGUCACAAAUUCAUCAGUUGCAUUGCUUUUCAGCCAAUUUGGUAUCAAAAAUGUUGUGUCUCUGUUUACUGCUGUGCUGACUGAUCACAAAGUUCUUUUCCUCUCUCAAAGUUACACACGUCUUACUGAUGCCUGCCACGGACUAACUGCUCUUUUAUAUCCCCUACGCUACAGUUAUGUUUACAUACCUAUUCUCCCUAUCUCAUUACUGGAGGUCCUCAACACUCCAACACCAUUUCUUGCUGGUAUUCAUUCCUCAAUAUGCCCAGAACGUUCUGAUUUGCUUGAUGUGAUAGUUGCUGAUCUGGAUGGUGGGAAUAUCAUUGUUCCUGAAUGUAUCAGCCUUCCCUGUAUGAUGGAUCAACUCUUCAACAGAACACUGAAAGCAUUGACAAUGAUUAUCAAACCAGAACUACUCACAGCAGAUGAUGCCUUCCCAGCACCACCUAAAAAGCCAAAACCCAUGGACAGAAAGGACAAAGAAAUCCGUGCUGUUUUCAUCCGUCUGUUUGCUGAGUUGUUCACUGGAUAUCGUUCCUGCCUCACAUUGAUUCGUAUCCAUCCAGAACCAUUUAUAACUUUCCAUAAAGCCUAUUUUCUUGGACAGCGAGCAAUGGUUGAUGAUGAAUUUGCUUGCCGUGUCCUGGAUUGUAUGAGUUUCAGUACAUUUGUGGCUGAACGUGGUCCUCCUUACAGAGUCUGUGAUAUAUUUGAUGAGGUUUAUGCGACAAUGCAGGACCAAUUAAAGGAAGAACGUUCAAGCACAAAUGAUGAGAAAAUGAUGGCGCAUAUUAAGGAAAUUGCUCAACAAUUAUACCUGAAUGAAAACCCCAACUCGCAGCCAUACGUGCCUAAAUUUCCCAAACCAACAGAAGGUGCCUAUUCACGGAUACACCAAAUGCCCUUUCCAAAGCUAGAUGGUUCCAUCAUUCUGAAUAUAAUUCAAGAAGGAGUGGCUAAGCACAAUCUUAAUAACAAGUUAUUAAAUGUGCGACCACAUCAACCUAGAAUAGUGCCAAUGGGUCCUCCAAUAUCUUCAGUGGUGGAUAAACAGAAAGUGGUUGAUAACAAUGCUCGUCGACUGGAAGUCUUAAGGAACUGCAUCAAUUUUAUAUUUGAAAAUAAGAUCUCAGAUGCAAGAAAGAUUUUCCCAGCCGUCCUGCGUGCUCUGAAUAAUAAAGUGGCUCGACUUGCUUUAACCCAAGAACUUAGUUACCAUAUUCAAAGCAACAGAGCAAUGCUGGAACACCAGCAGUUUGAUUUAGUAGUGCGACUUCUCAACUGUGCAUUACAGAAUGAUUCCAGCAUGGAUGAAAAUGGAGUUGCAUAUGCUAUUCUACCUCUUGCAACCUCUUUCUGUCGAAAAUUGUGCACUGGUGUAAUUCAGUUUGCGUACACUUGUGUACAAGAACAUGCAGUGUGGAGAAACAAUCAGUUCUGGGAAGCUUCAUUUUAUCUUGAUGUCCAAAAAGAAAUCCGUCAACUCUAUUUGCCUCACUAUGAAGAACAUUUUGUUGCUGAAAACACACGGGAAGAGGCAAAGAAUUCAAGUUAUGGCCGAGAUUCGAGUUUAGACCCUUCAAGGAGCAAAUCAUGCACACCAGAUACACAUCGGCGUUCAGCCCCGAGUCUUUUUCGACCAAAAGAAAUUGGUGCUCUUGAUAUUGCAGCUGAGCAGCUAAGAAUUUGGCCAAAUCUUAGCAAAGAACAACAGGAAGAAAUGGUGAACAAUGAAGAGUCCACUGUCUAUAGCCAGGCCAUUCAUUAUGCCAAUCGAAUGGUCUAUAUGAUGAUUCCCCUUGAUGUCAAUCGAAGAGACAAAAACACUGUUGGCUUUGAUGAGAAAUGUGCUAGCAACAGCAAUAUAACUGCAAGCCUUGCCGAAAGUGAUAGUCUUGAUGCUGAAAGUGGAUUUGAUGAGAGUGAAGCCUCUGAUGUUGGUGCCAAUGCCAUUCGUUUUGUAACUCGAUUUGUUGACAAAGUGUGCAGUGAAAGCAGUGUAACUCAAGAACACCUUAAAUCACUUCAUCAAAUGAUUCCAGGUGUGGUUGCCAUGCACAUUGAAACACUGGAGUCAAUUCAUAGAGAAAGCAAGCGCCUUCCCCCUAUUCAGAAGCCUAAAAUCCUGGAACCAACAAUUCUCCCUGGAGAAGAAAUUGUUAUGGAAGGUUUACGUGUAUAUCUGUUACCUGAUGGGCGUGAGGAAGGUGUUGGUGGUUCAUUAGGAGGUCCCUGUUUAUUACCUGCUGAAGGAGCUAUAUUUCUGACCACGUACAGGAUCAUUUUUAAAGGAAUCCCUUGUGAUCCUCUAGCCUGUGAGCAGAUAGUUGUACGAUGUUUCCCUGUUUCUACACUCACCCGGGAGAAACGUAUCAGUGUUCAAUAUUUACAACAUCUUGAUCAGUGGUUGCAUGAAGGUUUGCAGUUACGUUCCAACAUCUUUCAGUUAAUGAAGAUUGUCUUUGAUGAGGAAGUUAGCUCUGAUGAUGUGGAGACUCUCCGUAAACUGUUGCAUAAGAUGCGCAAUCCUGCAAGAGUGUUUGACACUUUCACUUUUAACCAACAUCCUUACUCAAGUACUUUACAGCCAACACCACUGCACAAAUCAAAAGAAAAAAGUUCCACUCUGAAGGCAGAAGUUAUGGAAAACAGCAGUGUUGAUUUCAGACAGCUUGCCAAGAAAACAUUGAUGAAGACAGUGCGUCGGGCAGGCUUGAAACCUAAACAAUCAUCACGGAAACAGAAGUACAUGUUACCAACACCACCAACUUCACGACGGACUCUUUCUCCUCGGUCGUCAGAUAGUGAAUCAGAAAGACCCAGUAGUGAAAUUUAUGAUGAACUCUCUAGUACCAAUUAUAGUGACGGCUCACCAUCUGUUAUAGAUGAGGCUGAAUACUCAAUGCAAUGGUCUGCUGAUGCUAAGAGUUUAGAAAAACUUAUGGAACGCCCUGGUUAUCAAGAUUAUGUGAGGCUUGGUAUUGGCAGUCUUCCAAACUCUGGUUCAAGAACACGAAAUGACCAGUUCCGAAUAACUGAUGUCAAUUCCAACUACUCUGUUUGUCGAAGUUAUCCUGCUCUCCUAAUUGUUCCACAUUCAGUCACUGAUGAAAGCAUACGUAAAUUUUCUCGUUGUUAUCGCCAAUCACGAUUUCCCAUCAUAACAUGGCGCCACUCACGAACCAAAGCCCUGUUAUUAAGAGGAAGUGGUUUCCACUCCAGAAGCCUUAUGGGAAUGCUUCGACAUCAUAACACAGUGACAGGUACCUCAAGUGGUGAGACAUCAUCCAGCAUUGAACAGGAGAACUAUUUCCGAUCAUUAGUUGCUGUCACUCCAAAUAGUAUGCGAUCCUAUCAGUCUUCUUACAGUGAUUCUCUCACGAGUCUUGAUUCUCUCAUGAUGGUGGGUAGCAAUGAAAUAACAAUUCCUGAGACACCAGAACCGCUUCGUAAAUCCACAUUUAACCGUACAGCAGGUCUAAGUAACACAAGAGCAAGUGGAGGUGCUAAAUCAAAAAAGAUGUCUUCCUCAGCUCUUGACAUCAGCUCACCAGCAUCCCAGUUGACAUCUUCCCAAACCGUCAUUGCCGCUGGCAACAUUGCCUCAUCAGCCACUUUGUCUGCUUCUCCUUCAAGCCAGUCUGCUGAGACCAAAUUGUCCUCAGUCUCCUCUUCAGGGACAGCUCAGCGUAAAAGUAUGAUCACUCGGGCAUCUAGCACUAUAUUGACACCCACCAUUAAUGGAACACCAUUUCUCAGUUUUCCUCGGAGGAGGAGAAGAUCUGGCUACUGGCAAUGGGCACGUACUGCACACCACAUUUCCUUCAGGACAGCAUUGGGAAGGAUUGGUAGUUUUCGAGAAAAACCCAAACUUCAAACAGGAAGCCUUGAAUCUAAUCGAACUUUACGUCAGAAUGGCAGCUUGGAUCCCAAGGGAGACAUUGUUAAUAGUUCUGUACAAGGAUUACACAAAGUUUCUUUGCAUAUACUGGGUGAAAAAGCACAAAUGAAGGGCAUCAAAGUUGAUUCUUUUCGUCAGUGUGAUUUCAUUCCUGUCGAUUUCUUUGAAGUGCGACAUAUCAAAGCAAGCUUCAAGAAGUUGAUGAAGGCCUGUGUUCCUAGUGCCCCACCGUCCAGUCCUGAGCACACUCUCUACAAAGGAGUUGAAGAUUCUGAGUGGCUUUUACAGGUACAAAAUGUGAUGCAGUUGGCUGGUGCUGUGGUUGAUCUCCUGGAUGUACAGGGUUCUUCAGUGAUAAUUUGUCUAGAAGAUGGUUGGGAUGUAACUACUCAGAUUGUAAGUGUUGCUCAGAUAUUACUAGACCCAUAUUAUCGGACAUUGGAAGGUUUCAAGGCUCUUAUUGAGAAAGAAUGGUUGUCUUGUGGUCAUCGGUUUACUCACCGAAGUAACCAGACAGCAGCCAACCAAGCCAGUGGUUUUGCUGCUAUCUUCCUACAGUUCUUAGAUAUUGUACAUCAGAUUCACCGUCAAUUCCCACUGUCCUUUGAAUACAACCAAUAUUUCCUGAAAUUUAUGGCCUACCAUUAUGUAUCAAACCGUUUCCGAACAUUCAUGAUGGACACAGAAUUUGAGAGGAUGGAAGCUGGUUGGCUGUUGGAAGAAAAAAAGGCACCAAAAGUUGAUGGCCCUGAUGAAGAAUCUGGGUUCUCCCCCAAACAUUCUUCAACUCCUGUUAUUGGUUUAUCUAUCUGGGAUUACAUUGAGAAACAUCACCGGCGCUCCACAGUUUUCUUUAACUUCAUGUACAGUCCAUCAGAUUAUGAUGUGGUUUUGCGUCCUUAUUCAAACCUCCAAAAUUUGGUGAUCUGGAAUUAUUUCCUAAAUGAAGACCUUGCCCAUGGCCCAUCCUAUGAUAUUGAAAUCAUGGGACGAGAAAUGCGACCAAAUGACAAUGAGCAAGAUGCAGAUUUGACUCCACACCGGCGCCGUAAAAUUAUUAAUGGUUGCUAUGACAAUAUUUUAGUACAGGAGCCUAAUUUCUUCUCUUGGGAAUUUCAAGAAAUCCACCGACUAGAAACGGAACUUGGCCAUCUUCCACAGAAAUGGAAAGUUCUCUGGGAUAAACUGGAACAACCAACCCGAGAAUCUUUACACAGGCAGACAUCUUUUAACACACAAUUGGUACGGUUGCAUGGAAGGUCAAUACACAAACGCUCAACACUUGAAAUACUGUUGAAGGGUAAACUGCUGGGAGAAACUGCCAAAAUGUUUAGUCAACAACAUCGCUUUGAGAAGCAGUCCUACACAACGCCAGCAUAUUGUGAUUACUGUUCUCAUGUUCUCUGGGGACUUGUAAAAACAGGGGAUGGGAAAUCUCUCUUUCCAGGCAUGCAUUGUGUCAACUGUGGUUACAACUGCCAUGAGAAAUGUAUGCCUCAUGUACCAAAGAACUGUAAACGGUUAAAAGCUGUCCCUGAUACUAGUGCUAGUAGCUCAAGUAUUUCAAAGACUGGAGGAUCAGAAGCUAGUUCCGUAUCUGGAGGCACUGGAAGCUGUCAGAUGUAUGACCAUUUUUCAGGAGAACAUCGUACCCAUGAAGGAUACCUCUACAAGAGAGGCGCUCUCCUCAAAGGUUGGAAGCAGCGCUGGUUUGUACUUGACUCCAUGAAACAUCAGUUGCGUUACUACGAUGCUAUGGAAGACUCCAGUUGUAAGGGCUAUAUAGACCUUGGUGAAGUGGUCUCUGUUCAACCUAUCAAAAAUGUCCAAGGUGCACCAAAGAAAUCUGAUGAAAAUGGCUGCUUUGAGCUGCGGACAAUGAGAAGAGUUUACAACUUCCUGGACACUGAUGCCAAGUCUGCUCAGGAAUGGAUUGAUAAAAUUCAGAGCUGCAUCCAAUAAAUUAUUCUGAAAUUGUGCAAUUCCAUUGCAGCUGCUGUUCUGUGACCAUUUUAACUGAAAGACAAUAUUGAUGGAAGAUAGACUGGAGACAGUGGUUUGCAAGUCUAAGGUCACCAGCUUGGCCAUGCUUUAGCUAGCUAGAGAGAAGACAAGUUGGCUUAUUAAUAGCAUGGCUUCCUUGUUCCCUCUACAGUGUUAGCUACCCUUCUCUGUCUAUUUCAGAUCUCCUGGACACCAGUGGACCAAGAUCUUCUCAAUGCUACUGGUCAGGGGUUGAAGUUGGUAACUUUUCUCCACUUCAAAAUAGAUUUGAAGCUAAGAAAGUCCAAGAGAACACACACAUGCACACACACACACACACACACACACACACA